CUUUUAUGGAAAUGCAGGCACUUCCUCGUAGCGGUGAGGUGUUCAGCGUGUCCCCGGACUGAGGUGAGUCUGAGGCGGCGACAGAGAACGCGGGAGGUCGGCGGUGAUCCCGGGCAGUCGGAGCGGAGAGCGGGGGGGCGGAACCUGUGACGAUGAGGGUGAGGGUAACAAACAGGUUAUUAUAGAGCUAACUGAAGCUAACAGGCUAACAGCACCAUGACUUGUUUCUUUGGGGAAAGGGGCGGGGAAAUGCGUCAUACUGUCACCUGACUGGAUACUCUUAAUGAUUGACAGAUCGUCGGUACCGUAAACUAUGCGUUAAAGUCACAUCAACCAAUCACAUGUGAGAUCCUUUUAAAACUGUGCUGCUAUUGGCUGCAUUACAGCGUUUCCGCGUGUCUAUUGAUAACGUUUAUCCAAUCAUAGUGCCUAGUUUACGCAUGUGACUGACAAUGCUGUCGUCCAAUGAACACACCCGUAGCGGGCCUCCGAUUGGACUAUUGUGUGUUUCUGGGCGGGACUUGGUGAUGUUUUGUGUGAGGGUGGAAAAUGGCGGCUGUUCGGAGAGCGUAUUAACUUUAAACCAGAGCAGAAGAGAAAGAACCGAACGGGAGGUUAAAAUCGUGGUUAAGCCUAAUUUCUGAGUGUUUUUAUUCGGGAGAUAACCAGGUCAAUGGAGAUAUUUCUUUCCGGUGGAGCGGUAUUCAUACCGAAGAAGCUAACAUUAGCCGGUCACGGUGUGGAGGGAACAAAGAUCGUGUAUUCAGACAGAUUAGUUCAAUAUUUUUGAUUAAAUUUUUAUUUUUUGAUACUUUGCUGCAGCUCUGUACAGUUAAUUACUGUUUUUACUCCGUUUCUGUUAAUCUGGUUUACAUCUACCUGUUUUAUCUAGGUUAAAACGACUUUGGGGUUAAUAAUAAUAAUGGUUUUUACAUGUGAGCAGCUCCUCUGGUUAACUGGUUAAAAGUUAGUUUUAGUUAGUGAUCUGGGAGUCAAACAAGCAGUCUGUCCCUGUUCUGAUGGAGCCCACUCAGGGUCCGACUCUGCCACUUAUGGUUCUCCUUUAGUCCGUGUUGUUAUGAUGGAUGACUCAAAGCCUCGGUACAGUAAACGGCUGGUAAGUUUGGACAGUGUCCAUCCCUAUAACUGCCCCUAAAAGUCAAAUGUUGACAGAACAUUGAAAAUAAUCUAUAUUUGAUUCAAUGUGGUGCGAAGACAACAUAUAGGAUGUUGCAGAUGAAUAAUGUCUGCACAUUUGUAAUUUGAUACAUGUGUCUUAGAAGUAGUUGUAGACAAUGAAAUUCACUCAUUCUUUCACAUUUGACACUCAGGAACAUUAUUCUUUAACUGUUGAACUAUUAGCUCACACAGUCUCUCACAGAGAGGUUAACCUCCUCCCAUCUUUUCCUCUGAGAGACUUAGCCCUUCUUGAAUGUCUUUUUCAUACCCAGUCUAGUACUUAGCUGUUGGAAAUUAAACUCAUUAGUUGGUGUUUAUUAGCAUUACACAACCUUUUACCUGUUUAGUUAUUCUUCCAACAACUUUUUGGAAACAAGUUGCUGCCGUCAGAUUUCAAAAGACAGCAUUGACAGUGUUAUUGGCGAGUGUAUGAAGUCUCCAUCUUUACACCAAGGACACACUAAGCCAGUGGUUCUCAAGUCCAGUCCUCGAGGCCCACUGUCCUCCAUGUUUUGGCUGUUUCCCUGCUCCAACACACCUGAUUCAAAUGAUCAGCUCGUUACUAAGCCAUUACAGAGCGUGAUAACGAGCUGAUCAUUUGAAUCAGGUGUGUUGGAGCAGGGAAACAUCCAAAACAUGCAGGAAAGUAGGCCUCGAGAACUGGACUUGAGAACCACUGCACUUAGCAAUGAUGUUAUAACAGGUUGAGUGUCCAUGUUUUAUUAGAGUUUUAACUGAUGUUAGAUUUCACCUAUUUGAUUUAACUACCUUCAUGUUACCACCGAACAAACAGUAAACAAAUCACUUCAUAAUCAUGAUGAUAAUGAUAACAGUAAUAAUAACAACGACGAUCACAAUAAUAAACACUGAUCUUAACAGUUCCUGCUCAUUUCAGUCUGUGUGUCAUGUUGAACUGAUUCUGGUUUUCAGUUUGUUUUGUCUUCAUCACUAUAAUCUCUUCCUAUUUUCCCUCACAGCGGGCUGGUACCCGCCGGCGUUACCAUGACGACGGCAUCUCAGAUGAGGAGAUUGAUGGACGGAGGAUGUUUGACCUGGAGGAGAAAGUCAGCAGUCAGAGGUUCAGCUCUGACCGAGUGCUGCGUAUGGAGGGCAAAGGUAAGAUAGACAGAGAGAAAUAAAAAAUAAAUGAAAUCUGUCCAUGUCAGACCUCACAGGCAGUGGUGCAUGAUGGGAAACAUGUCUUCUUUUUGUCGGUCAGACCUGACGUACGAGUUUGUGCAGAGAGGAGGACUGAGAGACCCCAUUCUGUUUGAGAAACCUGAGGGACUCGGACUCAAGUAGAUCUUCAUUUCUCUCCUCUUUUUUUUCUCAUUUUUUUUCGUCCUGCUUUUUCUUAUUGUUUCUGUCAAUAAUGGUCUCUUUGUUGUGCAGGAUGCCUGAUCCAGAUUUCAGCGUGAACGAUGUGAAGAUGUUUGUCGGUAAGAGUUCAGACUUCUGUUGAUCUGUCCAUAGAUCAGUGAAAUACUCCUUGCUUUGAUGAAUCUAGACUUGUACAUACACACUGUUUGUGACUCUCACAAUCAGUUCUAGAUCAAACAUUCACACUGGGACACUAAUCUGCUUGAUCCUGAAUAGUCACUAAAAACUAUCGGCUUGUUUGUUUUCUUCUCCUCUUGAGGACAGACCUGACAGAGCUUGAUCUUUUCACUUUCUCUCUCUCUGUCUCUCUUAGGUAGCAGACGUAUGAUCGAUGUGAUGGAUGUCAACACUCAGAAGGGGACAGAGAUGUCCAUGGCUCAGUGGACUCGUUACUAUGAGACUCCGCCCUGUCAGAGAGAGAAGCUCUACAACGUGAUCAGCCUGGAGUUUAGCCACACCAAGCUGGAGACACUCGUACACAGACCCACCACUGUACGCCACACACACAAACACACACAGAUACUUCUCUGACAUCUCCAUCUGAUGUCCCAGGUGUUUCUACGAACAGUCAGGGAUACAGAGAGCUUGGUGUCCCUGUCUGAACGCUCUGUAAUAAUCUCCUCUGUCUCGACUUGCACAGGUAGACCUGAUAGACUGGGUGGACAACAUGUGGCCUCGACAUCUGAAGGAGAGACAGCGAGACUCGACCAACUCCAUCACUGACAUGCAGUAUCCUAAAGUGCAGAAGUAAGAGUCUGUGUUCGCUCUGCAGGGGGAAGAAUUCACCAGCAGGAAUCAGACCCACCUCCUCUUUAACACUGUACCCCUGUGUGUGUGUUCAGGUACUGUUUGAUGAGUGUGGAGGGCUGUUACACUGACUUUCACAUCGACUUUGGAGGGACAUCUGUGUGGUAUCACAUCUUGAGAGGGACAAAGGUGAGGCACUUUGUCCAACAGACGGUCUGAAACACACUCACUAGUCAUUUAUGCACAGUGUGUGUAUGUGUGUGUUUGACCUGCAGCUGUGUUUGUGUGUGUGUGUCGUCAGGUGUUCUGGCUGAUACCGCCUUCCCCUCAGAACCUGGAGCUGUAUGAGAACUGGGUUCUGUCAGGCAAACAGGGAGACGUGUUCCUGGGUGACCGAGUGUCGGAUUGUCAGAGAAUCGAGCUGAAGCAGGGCUGCACCUUCAUCAUACCCUCAGGUGAUCAUUGGAAAGAAUUCAUUUAUAUUAUGUUUAUUUAUAUUUGUUUAUCUUCUACCAGCACUGCAUCUCACCACACAUUCAGGUAAACAGUCAUUUAUUCAUUUAAAUAAUUCUCCACCGUCAUUAUACCACUUCUUCUGUAGUGAAUAUUCAGUGACUUUUUUGACUGAAGGACUUAAGUUAUCCCUCACUUUUGGAAAAACCCUCCCUUCCACCACAUGGCCUAAACACACACACACACACACACACACACACACACACACACACACACACACACAGUGCACUUUCAGGGUUAUAUUUGUAACAGUGUGUGUUUGUAUGUGUAUGCUCAGGCUGGAUCCAUGCUGUCUACACUCCUGUGGACUCCAUGGUGUUUGGAGGAAACUUCCUCCACAGCUUCAACAUCCCCAUGCAGCUCAACAUCUGUAACAUCGAGGACAGGACGCGGGUAUGAGUGCACACCAACACACAUCCACACACUGCUUAAUGCUGAUCAUACAUACCUAGACUAUGCAUUAACUCUCCCUUCUCCUGGUCUUCAGGUCCCGGUGAAGUUUCGUUACCCGUUCUACUACGAGAUGUGCUGGUACGUGUUGGAGCGUUACGUGUUCAGCCUGACGAAGACGUCCUACCUAACACCUGAGUUCCAGAAACACUCUUUGGGCAUCGGUAGGAGCUGGAGCACGACCUCAUGAUGGGUCACCAGUUAAUUACUUACAUGGUCUUAAGCCUGUGUGUGUGACUGAGUCCUCUGUGGUUCAGGUCUAAAGAAGCCGGCUUGCUCUGAUGCAGCCUCCGAGCAGGUGAAGGAGGAGGAGAAGGAGGAGGAGGAAGAGGAGGAGGUGACGGCAGACAGAGUUAAUGUAACUCCUCUGGAACUCGAGGGACUCUGCAACCUGCUGGGAAAACUGGAAGCUCUGCCCUCCAACAAGAAGUGUGUCCCUGCUGGAAUACACAACGCUCCAGCCCUUAUCACACACAUUAAGGUAUUUCUGAGCGCGUGUGUGUGCGUGUGUCUCAUGCGAAUGUGUGCGUGUACACCAUCACUGAUGUACCUCAUGUCUAAAUCUGAUGUCUGCAGGCUCUGCUGAAGGAGCACGCCAAUGACAACCCCAAACUGUCGUACACGGGGAAGCCAAUCGUCAGGUGGCCAAAGAGGGUAAGCAGACCCACACUGAGGAGGAGGAGAAGGAAGGAGGAGCAAGAGUUAAAACCAGGGAGGCACAGUGUUGCUUAUGUAUUUAGCUGGUUUGCUGGUUCUUAGUUAUUCACACACAAGCCAGCAAUAAAUGGCAGCAUAGUUGAAUAAAAGGUACUUUGAAGUUUGGUCAACACACUGUAAAAUGUCUGCUUGCAAAGCUGAUUGAUCGAAGAGCAGAGCCACAAUCCUUUAAUUUGACCUCUAACUGCACCAACAGAAAAUUUCUGUUUUGAUCAAAUGUUGUUAGUCUGAGUUUGAAAGUCUCUGUCUUGGGGAUAAAUCAAGAAAAACAAGUUAAAUUUGAAUGCAGGAGAGACUUUGUGCUCUUUACAAUGAAGUAAAUUGUGUGGGUAUUUACUGGUAUUGAUAUUUGCAUCAGCAAAAAUGAGUUUAAAAAUAUCAGUCUAUUGGAUUUAUAUAUUUUUUAUUGGAUAUUUGCAAAAAUCCAAUAUCCUGGAUCUAUGAUUAUGUCACAACACGAUUGUAAAAAGUGUCGAUGUGAAAAACAGCAUCACCUUUUAUUAAAACAGUUUCUAAGUUUAUGAAGCGUUAAAUGAUGAAAUUAAGUCAAGCCACAUCAAGGUCACAUUGAGGAACUUAUUGUUGUAAUGUUGCCUUUUUAAUGAACGUCAAGUUGUAAAAAGAAUUAAAUUGUGUUACGACCACUUUAUUCAUGUGAAAAAUGACUAAAAAUGUAUUUAAAUCCUUGGAAAAGUUCUUCUCGUCAUGGUCCUCCAAAUCCCCUGGUUCAGCUGGAAUUUAAUACUAACUGUGAAACAUUUUCAGCACAAUGGUUUUUCAGUUUCUCUGUAAAAAAAAAAAACAACAACAAAUCAAAUAACAUGCUGACUGAAUUGUCAGCUGAUCACCUGAUCCUGGAUUCACCUGAGCUCAAACACAGCUCACCUCUUCAGUCACUCUGUGAAGGUACCGAAUACUAACUCUGUUGACAUACUGUGUCUGCUCCUCCCAUCAGCCAUCAUGGUACCAGCCUCCACCCCCACCUCCUGCCCCUCCUCGGCCCAAACUGGCCUCCACCCCCAUCGUCCCCCGCCCCCAGAAACCAGCGUCCUCUAUGUCAGUGCUCCGCCGCCGCAGGGUCAGGUAAGGCCAGUUCUGAUUUGCUAGAAUCAGCAGGUAGAAGUACGUUUGUGUUAUUCCUGUAAAUGAAUCAAUAAGUGACCUGCUCAGGUGUGUGACGUUCCAGUGUGUAUUACCUUCUCAGUUGUGUUGUUACCUGUGUAUGUGCAGGUGUAAGCGGUGUGAGGCAUGCAUGCGAGCAGAGUGCGGAGAGUGUAAUUUCUGCAGAGACAUGAAGAAGUUUGGAGGACCAGGAAAACUGAAACAGACCUGUGUGCUCAGACAGUGUCUCUCUGUACGUCACACCUGGAUGGCAUCGUGUUUUAGGACACAUUACUACCUGAGGGUUAUCACGUGAUAUUAACUCAGUACAUGUCUCCUCCUCCUCCUUCGAUAGCCGGGUCUCCCUCUGUCUGCUGUCUGUGAGAUCUGUAAGGAGCCAAACCAGGAGGAGACCGGAGACCCUUCCCUCAUCCUAAUGGAGUGCUCCAACUGUGCACAGAUAGUCCACCCCGCCUGCCUCACGGUAACACACACACACUUACGCGCUCACACCAGCAGAUUCAGAGUGUUCACUAACAGUCUAUUCAAGCCGACUGUGUUUCCUCUGUUCCAAGGCUCUUCUCAGGCCCCUUACUGUGUCCUUGUCACAAAUGAUGUGCCACAGCUCCACCACUUUCCUUAGUAAUGAGAAUACUAUUUGUUUGAUUAAGGUUUCCUUUAUUUGAGGAAAUUUACCUGCAUGUUAAACAUUAAGCAUGUCUGUUAGGUCUCUGCUCCACAAACAAAGUAAACAUGGUUGGAAUCAAGAGUCCUGCUCCUACCUUAGUAUCCUUAGUGGACACAUACCUUAGUACCCUUAGUGGACACAGACCUUAGUACCCUUAGUGAACACAGACCUUAGUAUUCUAAGUGGACACAUAUCUUAGUACCUUUAGUGGACACUGACCUUAGUACCCUUAGUGAACACAGACCUGAGUAUCCUUAGUGGACACAGACCAUAGUAUCCUAAGUGGACACAGACCUUAGUACCCUUAGUGGACACAGACCUUAGUAUCCUUAGUGGACACAGACUAUAGUAUCCUAAGUGGACACAGACCUUAGUACCCUUAGUGGACACAUACCUUGGAACCCUUAGUGGACACAGACCUUAGUAUCCUUAGUGGACACAUACCUUGGUUUCCUUAGUGCACUCAGACCAUAGUAUCCUUAGUGGACACAUACCUUACUACGCUUAGUGGACACAUACAUUAGUUUCCUUAGUGGACACAGACCUUAGUUUCCUUAGUGGACACAGACCUUAGUACCUUUAUUGGACACAUUCAUUAGUACCCUCAGUGGACACAUAUUUUAAUGCUGUCAAUGAACACAGGCUUAACAUUAUAGUAAGUCAGAUUCUACAAAAUCAGGUACUUACUCAUGUCUGUUUCCUGUAUGUUCUUCUCCUACCUUUGUUUUAAUCCUUAAUCUCGUAACGCUGUGUGUGUGUGUGUGUGUGUGUGUGUGUGUGUGUGUGUGUGUGUGUGUGUGUGUGUGUGUGUGUGUGUGUGUGUGUGUGUGUGUGUGUGUGUGUGUGUGUGUGUGUGUGUGUGUUUCUCUGUCAUGUGCAUGUGUGUUUUCAGGUUCAGGGAGAAGGACUGGUGAACAAAGACCUGCCCAGCUGUUGGGAGUGUCCAAAGUGUGUGCAGGGCAUCACUGACCCAGAGGUACUCUCUCUCUCUCUCCCCCCCGUCUCUCUCUUAAUGUCUCACUCUUGAUGUCCCUUUCCCUCUCUCAGUGUUUGAGUCUGUCUUUAACAGCUCCUGUCUGUCUGUCUGUCUGUCCCUCUGUUUUUAUGAUGUGUGGUUGUUUGGGUUGGUUUACUUCCUGCCUCCUGAUUGGUUGAUUGUGAUGUCAGUCAUCAGGCAGUGACGAGUCGUUGGCUUCUGCCCACCAGCAGCACGUCCGUCCCCGGGGGCCCCUGGUCCUCAGGCUGGGCCCCGGACCCUCUGCUGGGGGGUCUGGUCAGGACGGGGAAGUGGUCCGCUGUGGUUUCUUCCCUCCUCCUCCUCCUCCUCUCUCCUGCUGCUCCUCCUCCUCCUCAGCCUCUCUCCUCUUGGUGGCGGCCCCUCUGCCUUCUCAGCCAAUCAGCUCGAGACUGGUGAGAGGAGCCGCCUUCUCCACAUCCACCCCCACCCCUCUCUGUUGCACCUCUUCCCUUUCUCUUCUUCAUCGUCUCACAGAGCUUCUUGCGGCACCCUGUUCUCGUUCUGUUUCUUUCUCCUUCAUUUGAAGCUUUGUCAAAGGUGGUUUCCAUCCUCAUCGACACUGUGCCCCCUUUUCCUCCUGUCACAUCUUUUUUCAGACCUCAGUCCUCAUCUGUGUUUGGUUUCUCAGAUGUUUCUCUUCCUGCUGAGCUGGCGUUUGGUGACUGUUUGACUGAAUCUCAGUCAGUUUGAAUGAUCUUUGUUUUUUAUAGAAACAGACUCCACAGCCUCUUCCUCCUAAGGGUGGGGAUGAGGAUGUCUGUCCGUGAGGGUUGGGCGGUAUGACGAUAUAAAAGUGUCUACCGGUAGAAAUUUUGCUAUUCCGUUUAUACCAGAGAGAGAGAGGGCAGAUGUCUGCUGCGUCUCUCUGAGUCAGUGUGUAGUUGUCUGCACUUGCUAACAGGAAAGCCGGAGAGCAUCUGUCUGGGUGCGUUUCCGUAUAUUCACCUGCGUGUCAUGCAGAGUUUGUUUGCUUCGUUUGAUUGGCCAGGUUUGGGUGCACUCCUUAUUAUUACCAGCGUGUCCAGCAGACUGAUUGGCACAGUUUAGACCGGUGGUUCUCAAGUCCAGUCCUCGAGGCCCACUGUCCUGCAUGUGUUGGAUGUCUCCCUGCUCCAACACACCUGAUUCAAAUGAUCAGCUCGUUAUCAAGCUCUGCAAUGCCUUCAUAACGAGCUAAUCAUUUGAAUCAGGUGUGUUUAGACGAAGAAGAAACAGCUUCACUGGUCGUCAUGGCGGAUGUGGAGAUUGGUGGCAGUACCGAGCAAACGGAGGCAGCCCAACCCACCUAAUUUGAGGAAGAGGAGGAGGAACUCAUACCGAAAAGGGCGCGAGUCACGACAUCGGUUGCCUGAAAAUCCGACACUGACCAAAAAGUAAUACUAUGCAAAGAGUGUCGUGUGGCUGUCCUUUCUGGAGGAGGAAAUACCAGCAACCUCUUCCACCAUGUAAAGAUAAAACACGCCAAGCUCUAUUAUGAGCGCCAAAAGAUGCGUGGCGCACCCGCCGCACAAAAAACUAAAGCUCCUCUCAUACAAAAGAGCUUGGCAGAGUCUUUCGCCAAAGGUACGCCAUAUGAUAAAAAAAAUCAUUGCAGUUUAUAAUUGCAGUGACUGAAGCCAGACUGGUCUGACAUUUUGUUUGCAUUUGUAUUGAAAUCCGAGCUUACAAAAAAAAGGAUUACAAAUGCGACAGUGUGGUUAUUUUUAAGCCAUUAAUUGAAUUUACAGGGGGAAAAACAUACCCUAAAAUAUAUACCGUUACCGUGAAUUGAAAUUACUCAUACCGUGAUAUAAGAUUUUGUUCAUACUGCCCAACCCUGCUGACCAUUCAUCAUUGCAGGGACACACUGGUUUCUGUGAGACAUGUGUGUGUCUCUGCUGGUCACUCUGUCCGUCUCAGUUUAGUGAAAGAAGGAGAAUUCUUCCUGUUUUAUUACAGCGACAUGACUAUACAGCUGGGUCUACUAGGGGCCUCUCUCAGUCAGAGGGUCAGUGGUUUGAUCCGCCCCUCUGCAGUCUCAUGCUGUUGAGUCCUUGAGGAAAAAUUGUGAUACCUGAAAUGUUAGAACCAUAAUAUCAUAAAAAGCAACAUGUCUGUCAAUGUGUGUGUGUGUGUGUGUGUGUUUGAUCCUGUCGAUGUUUUUUUUUUUUGGUCGUUUAACACUGUGUGAUCUGAAAGAAUAGAUCUCAGAUAUUUACAGAUCUACAGCUAAAGACCCACUCUGUUGAAAAUCUUGUUUUUCUGUUUUUUUUAUUUGUUCAUAUGGCAUUUUUCUGAUGCUACAGGACAUAUCAUGAGAAAACUAAAUAAGAAAUUGCUUUUUUGAGUAUUUCUUCAUUCAAAUCGCUGUGAAUCUCUGGCAGACCCAAACGGCAGGUUCAGAAACAGUGAGAUUUCAUACAUAAGCAAUCCAAGCUCCACACCCCGAGCUCUUAAGAAAGCUAAUUAUGAUAUUAGUUUUCAUCAUGCCUCUAAAGAAAUUAGUGUCUGAGAGCUGAAUAGCUUUCAUGUUACCUGCCACUUCUGCUGCACCGGCAAUGUUAGGCUACAAGCUGACAUGAAGAUGAGUGUGCAGCGCAGCGCUGUCUUCGCCCACGGCUCAGAGGUGAAUUGUUAAUGCAGGAGAAAAGCCCUUGAAAAUGACACAAAUAACGCGGUUAUUGGUGAAAACCUCAUAAUCACAAUUCAAAGACCACUGAGAACACUUUAAGUAGUAAAAAAAAGGAACGGAGUGGGACUUUAAAUGUGUCAAACAUGUAUAAGGUAACACCACAAACCUCCACUGAGGGCCGUCAGUGCUGCUGUUUGGGUUUGAGAGUCACAGCUGGACUUCACACAGAGCAACGCAGAUGUUAAUGUGCUGCUGAUGUGAAGUGAGAUGUUUAAGGACAGAGAACAUGAAGAUGAACCUGCUCUGUUCUGGUCUGCUUUUAGCAUCAUAGAUGAGGGUCAAAUGUAGCAAAAGCUCCUGACAUGAAACAUCAUCAUGGGUCCAUCUUUGUUACCAGCACGCUAAUGUUUGUAUUCUUCUUUCUCCUCCUCCUCUCCCUCCUUCAGGCCAAAGGAAAUAAGUCUGAGGCUAUUCCCGUUGUGAGUUUGUUUUUCUCUAUUUCUAAAUGCUAAUUUUUGGUUUAAUUUAAUGUUAAACAUCCAGUUACUGUCAACUCUUAACUCCCUCUUUCCCCCUGUGCUUCCUUGCAUUUUUCCUCCUUCUGUGUCUCCUUACUUCCUACCCUCCUGUUGUACCUUCCUUUCCCCUCUCUUUUUUUCUUCUAUGCUUUCCUGCAUCCUUUCCUCUCCUUCGUAUCUCUCCUCUUGGUCCUGCAGAAGCGCAAGUCUUCGUCCCUGUUGGACGCCCGUAUGGCAAAGAUUUACCGCAGACAGAGACACAGCCGCGAUGGAGACGACUCGGCCAGCGACGACGAUGAUGAAGGUGAGCGCUGCUAGAUCUUUCGUCAUGAUGGUAAACUUUAAAAUAUAAAAACAGAAUAAAGGAGAGUUUGUAGUGUGACAUCUUCUAUGUUCAUAAAUAAAACACAUCGAAAACAAAGCAUGAAAAAGUUAACCAUGUAAAAAUAAGAAGAGUAUAAAACAGUAAUUGAGAUUCUGAGUAGAAAAUUCUGUUGUCUUCCUCUGUUAGUAGUUUAGCACAGUGGUUCUCAAGUCCAGUCCUCGAGGCCCAGCUGAUUCAAAUGAUCAGCUCGUUAUCAAGCUCUGUAAUGGCUUAAUAACGAGCUGAUCAUUUGAAUCAGGUGUGUUGGCGCAGGGAAACAUCCAAAACAUGCAGGACAGUGGGCCUCGAGGACUGGACUUGAGAACCACUGUGUUAGCAUAUUAAAAAUCUUGUUAAAUGAUUAUGACAACGUUAUAAAGAUAUUGAUAACAGAGUGUUAAGUAGUAAGUAAAAUCCUGAUGAUAAAGAUAAUACAAACAGAAUAAAGAUGCUCUAAGUAAAUGGUCUGCUGCCUUCUUCUGCCCCUCAGCCUCUCAGAGGAGGAAGAUGGCGCUCCACGCUCGAGGGGGGGUCCACUCUGCCAGGAGGGGGUUCAGCGCCAACAGGAGGGGCCUGCUGAGAGGAAGCUCCGCCCAUAGAGGGAGCAGGGGCGGGGUCAUACCUCCUGGCAGCUCCUCGGUCCUAAAACUGAAGCGAGGGAUGGGGGUGAGGGAUGGACGCAGGGGGAGGGGGGUGAGGCUGCGGGGGGGAUCUAGGAUGCAGCGCAGGGGAGACGAGUCGGAGGAGUCCGACGAUGAAGACGAGGAUGAUGAAGAAGAGGAGGAGGAGGAGGAAGAAGAGGAGGACAGCGAGGACGGAGGCAAAGAGCGCCGUCACCGCCGAAGGAGGAGGAGGACUGACGAUGACGAGGAGGAGGACAGCGAGGGGCGGGACUAUGACCCUGAGGAGGAGGAGCUAGACACACUGGAAGAUGACGAGGAGGAGGAGGAGGAGGGCGAGGGGCAGUGGGACUCGGACCCUGAACCCCCAGUCCUCCUGGUGUCAGACCUGAAUGACGACCUGCUGAGCGGCUCCUACCUGACCGUGACUCUACAGCGCCCCCACAAGGCCCGGCGGAACAGUGGUGAGCUAUGAAGAGUUAAUAUAAAGAGUAUGUUCAUAAAAUUCAACUGCACAUGUUUAAAACAUGUUUACACACUGAGUUAUACAACAUUGGUUUCCAGAAGAGUUAGCAUGCUGUAGUUUUAAAUGUGAUGUUUCUAUAAAGUAGUUUCAGGGUCAGUUGCAUAUGUUGUCUUUGCUCUGUUUUACCUCAAACUAUCAGGUUGUGUUUAAUCAACAUUUUACCCUCCUUCAUUGCUCUUUGAAAUCUGUGUUAGAUGUGCAGUAGUUUUACACCCGUCAAUCUGCACCUGUAAAGUCACCUGACUUCUGUCUGCGUAUGUUUAGGCUCCAUUGUUCCAAAGCUGGAGGCUGCUGUGGGUCAGAGGUCAGGGGGGGCUGCUGCAGGUCAGCAGACUUUUAUCCAGAGGAAGACUUUGUCCAAACCCCCAAGACCAAAGAGCUCGGACAGCACAGAGUGUGCUGCACCUCGAGGACCCGGCAGGUACCCGACAUAAAUUCUAGCUGUUACUUCCACUGCGACUGACUAUGACUAGUUCAAUCUGUUAAGGGAGUAUGGAGGUGACUCUCUCGGAAGUAUUCAGUGAACAGAGAGAUUCUGAUCGUGUCACAAAAAGUCAUGCACAACCUGCUCUGUGUGAUGUGACAGGCCUCGUCUGCGGGGUAACCAUGGAGACAGAGGAACCAGAGGUGGCUCCGGGUCUUCAUCAGAGGAGGAGGAGGAGGCCCCCCCACCUUCCUCCUCCCUCUCUCCCCCCUCACUGCUGUCCCUCCCCUCCUUUAAGGACGUAGGGAACGAAGGUGGGGGAGAGAAGGAGGUGUGGGUGUCCGUGUUCAGGUUCCUGGAUCGAGCCGAGCUGCUGAACUGCAUGACAGUCUGCAAGGCCUGGUAUAAGUGGUAUGACAAAGACACAGAAACACACACACUCACAAAGAAACACACACUGACACACAAUUUAAUUCAUAUACACAAGUUAGACACUAAAGGAAUCAUCUGUUAAUUCACAGAUUAACAGACAUCAUACACAUAUGUAAGGGGAUCAGUUUUCUGCAGCUCUGUGCAGUUUGCUCGUGUUCCGUGUCUGAUUGUAAGGAAAGGCUGUCAGCAUCUCCUCUCUGUUGCUGAGUCCAUCAUAAAUCAGAGCUGGGUCUGAAGGAGACUGUGGAUAACAUCUCUGUCCGUGUCCUCAGGAGCUGUGAUAAGCGUCUGUGGACCCAUGUGGACGUGAGCCGCUGCAGUCCUCUAUCCAAUCAGUCUCUGGCAGGAAUCAUCAAACGUCAGCCGUCCUCUCUGGACCUGUCCUGGACUCCACUGGCUAAGAGACAGCUCAACUGUCUGCUCACCAGGCUGCCAGGUACACACACAAUAACACACUCACACAGCACGUUUUCUGAGAGAGCAGAGACAUGCAGACUGCAGGACACUCAAAAGACUGUUUAGAGAAUCGAAAAACUUGUCCCUGACACGGUCCACCCUGUCUGUCUCUGUCUGCAGGUCUGAGGGAGCUGAGGGUGACUGGUCUGUCCUGGUCCUGUCUCUCUGCCCUGGCGUCGCCAACUCUGCCGUGUCUCAGACUGUUGGACCUGCGUUGGUGUGAAGGGAUCAGAGACGCUCAGCUCAAAGAGAUUGUCCUCCCCCCAGGUCAGGAAAAACACGCAGACACACACAGACACACACUAAAACAGAGAAUGAAACUCAGAAUGAUCUCUCCUUACCCUCCACUUCUCCCUUUGUGCCCCUUCCCUCAGGCCUGGAAUCAUCCCGCAGCCGUCUGAGGAACAUGGUGACGCUGCAUCUUGGCGGUCUGGAGUUAAGUGAGGUGUCCCUGCGGCUACUGCAGAGACACAUGCCUCAGCUGCAGAGUCUGGACCUGUCCCACUGUAAGGACAUCUCUGACUCCUCCAUCGCCAUGCUGACUGCCGCAGGGACGCACACACGACACAACCUGACCGAGCUCUCUCUGGCAGGUAAGGACACAUCACAUGACUACGGAUGUAACUGUAUCGUCCGUAUCAGAAUAGCAUGAGACCUCAAGUGUCUCUGUACCAUGGGUAAAGGGAACUAAAGAAACAAUCGUCCUGUGUCGAAGACUCUGUUAGACAUUUAUAAAACCAACCCAAAAAUCAUCACUCCUCUCUGGUCACAUGGAUCCCACAUUGUUUGAUCUCAAACACUUAUCCACAUUUAGAUCCAGACAUACAUUAGUUAUCGAAUACAGUUUCUGGUUGAUAUGUGACUCCCAGCCAACUGGUUAAUGUGUGGUGAUGGCUGAGCACAGUCUUAGUAUUUUUGGGUUUGGCUAAGUACCCUCAACUGUCCACCAGUCAGGUUCAUGGUGCUGCUGGCAGAAAGUUACCUCCUCUUCCCACACCAGCUCUGCUUAUCCCACCCAAACCUAAACUCUCCAACAUUGAACCAGUAAUCCAAUGUGGGCAUCGGUGUUAAAAAGCAGGAAAAAAAAACUAGUUAGGUAACUCAAGAUAAUCACCUAUGCUAACUUUAUGAUAUGACAUAUUCAGGGUCCUAACCGAGAUCUCAGCAGACAGUAAAUAUCUCACUGACUGUGUGAGCUGUUUACCCCAGUGUGAGGGAAUAAGGAACUGUUUCCUGUAGGGCUGGGAUGAUAUAACAAUAUGCUUUUCUCCCGAUUCGAUUCCUCUACGAUUUUUUUGGAUGCCGUUUUGAUUUAAAUUGCGAUCCUACAAUAUUGUCGAUUUUCUCAAUCUUUAGUCUGCAUUUUUAACACCAGUGAAAGAGUUUAAUGAUUAUGAUUGUCUACUGACUAUUUCAGGAACCAUAUUUCCCCAAAAAUACACAUCACAUCUAAGUCAGUUUUUAAGAUUUAUUCUUGAAUUUGAAAAAGUAAAUCGAUUUUUUAACAUAAAAACCUAUUUAAAAUUUGUAAAACAAAAAAUCGCAAUAUUUAUGUCAAUCCAUUUUUUCUCCCGCCUCUACUUUCCAGUGAGGCUCAUUUGCAUAGACAGAGGUGUGUUUGGCUCUGAGUGUACAGUUGCUGAAUUAAAUCACUGCAAACAUCACAGAAGCUCAGACGCUUUCUGCUUUCUUCUGUCUCUCUCCUCCUCUCUAUACCUCUAUCUCUUCUCCCUCUCUCUGCGCCUCCCUGUCUCUCCUCUUUCUGUGUCAGGCUGCACUGAGCUGACAGACACCUGUCUGUCCUACCUGAAGCGUCUGUCCUGUCUGUCUCUGUUGGACCUGAGAGGAUGUUCAGAUGUGAGCAGACGAGCCUGUGACGCCUUCAUCUCUGACCUGUCCCACAUCGCUCUCUACUGUAUGAUGGAGGAGAAGCUCAUCCAGCGCAUUGACUGACACUCACACACAUGGACAGCUCCACUAAUGCCAAGCUAAGCUAGACACCAAACACGGACAUGUUCGAUCAAACAGUGUAUUUCCUUUUUCUGUUACUCUGCAGACUCAGAGCUCUGUGUUUAACUGUGAACACAUGCACGAAGGUUGUGUGUAAAUCUCAGUGUGUGUUCACUGAAUGUGUAUAUUGUAUUAGUGUUCAUGCUGAAUGUUCUUGUACAGUUUAUUUUCUGACUGAAAGAAUAAAAAUUUGUGUUACUGA
This is a messenger RNA of Xyrichtys novacula (pearly razorfish), 15956 nucleotides long. The record is from the annotation of a GenBank genome assembly. Lineage: Eukaryota; Metazoa; Chordata; Actinopteri; Labriformes; Labridae.